Dreissena polymorpha is the source of this 1104-nucleotide messenger RNA. RefSeq lists its product as uncharacterized. Gene Ontology annotation, biological process: defense response. The transcript is spliced from 5 exons. Gene Ontology annotation, cellular component: extracellular region. The record is from RefSeq and is a predicted model, not a curated record. Lineage: Eukaryota; Metazoa; Mollusca; Bivalvia; Myida; Dreissenidae. Bases 105 to 830 code for a protein of 241 amino acids.
CUAUAUGAAGUCCCCGAUGAAUUAUAUUAUGAUAUCAGAGAGCUUUCUGGAGGGGUACGGUUGUCAAAUUCAGUGAUACAAGUACCGGAUAUUCACUUCGUACAAUGCGUCUGCUGCUGUGUCUGUGCGUGUUGGCGUUAAGCUCCGCCCACCAGCUGCGAAUCCACAACAGAUGUCCGUUCGAAAUAUGGGUCGGUAUCCUAGGCAACACUUCGCCGGAUCAAGGCGGCUAUGCCCUUGGAGCGUGGCAGACUCGCUGGACUUGGGUUCCAAAUCACUGGUCGGGUCGCGUAUGGGGCCGCACGCAUUGUAAAGGAAACCGAUGUGAGACUGGCGACUGUGGGCGUGGGGUUCACUGUAAUGGCGCCGGUGGGGUUCCUCCCGUAACCCUCGCAGAGAUCACAUUCGAUGCUGGCAGUUCGAAAAAACAGGAUUUCUAUGACAUAAGUCUUGUUGAUGGGUACAACAUUCAGAUGUCAAUUAACCCCUUUCCGGGCACAUAUGAGGGUCAACCCCACGGAAACUAUUACUGUCGCAGAGCCGGCUGCAACGCAGAUUUGAACAGAUCUUGCCCGUCAGAGCUUCAGGUUCACGGCACUGGGGGCGUGGUAGCCUGCAAGAGCGCAUGUGAGGCCUUCAGACGAGAUGACUUUUGCUGCAAAGGGAGGCAUAACACCCCCCAAACUUGUCCUCCAUUCCACUACUCGCGGAUCUUCAAGAACGCGUGUCCUCAGGCGUACAGUUACGCGUAUGAUGACCAGACAAGCACUUUCACUUGCAACAAUAAGUGGCCCGGAUCGACCCACUAUGACAUCGCAUUCUGCGGAUAGUUGAUCACCUGUAGUACAUUCUGACUUAUUAAUGUAACCUUGUUAUGUUGCAACAACACAAUGGACAUGUGAAAAAUGAAUUAUUUAUCGAUUUUAAAUGUUCAUGUUAUUCUUAGUUUUGUUUUUAAACACAGAUCUACACUAAUUAUGAAAACAUUACUAUUGCAAAUAUUAAUAAAAGUAUUAAAAAAUAUAAGGUAUAGUUGAUGGUACAUUAACUGAUAUAUGAAUGUACAUGGCGACAAUAUAAUAUAAACCAAUUACCCCCGGUAAA